Messenger RNA from Vitrella brassicaformis, 2503 nucleotides. Lineage: Eukaryota; Vitrellaceae. The record is from the annotation of a GenBank genome assembly.
UUAUGCGGCGGGGUCGGUGUACGAGGCGAACACCGGCAGAAUGUCAAAGGUGUCGACGGCCAUGACCCUCCUCGGCUGCUGGGCGGCGUGUGUGGUGACGGCGUACUCGAAGUCGAUGGCCACCGAUCGGAUGGUGCUGCUGCUGGCAUCCCACUGGGCCAGGAAGUUGUUGGGGUUGGCGUCUCCGGGUACCCAGCCGCACUUGUGGAUGCGCAGCAGCAGCCUGAGCAGGUAGAGGACGUGCUGGCGGUGGUGGGCGGCCUCGACUCCGAGACGGGCGAGGGUGGCGGCGAGGGUCUUGAUGAGCUCGUUGCGGUGUUCGUCUUCGUCGUCGUUGCCCGCCCUCGCAUCAUACAGGUCCCGGAGGGACACUGCACCAACAACCACGUCCCCCUUGCCGCCACUGCCCCCUCCCUCCUCACGCAGCCGACGGACCUCGGCGCCACUGAGGAAGCCUGAAUGGGUAGACACACACACAGCAUAGAGCACACGUGUCUGCGCUGCGAUGCACGAGCGCAUGCGGUGUGUCGCUCGCUCACCGAUGUGGUCCAUCACGAGUACUGUGCCUUCGGCCUUCGUGGUGGUCCGCUGCCCGUCACCUGGCGGCUGGGGGCCUCCCUGCAGCUUCCACUGCUGCCGGUGCAGCGGCAGCAGCUUCACUGGGAACUGGCCAGGAGGCGCGCCCUUCCACUUGUCUGUGGGCCGCAGAUCUCCCCACGCCCUCUCUCUCUCGCCACUCUCCUACCGUCUCAUCCACUGCAUCGUUAUUCGUUGAACGGGACUCUCACGGAAAUAAAAUGAAGGCAGCGAUAUAAGGAAGGCGAGGCGUCCUGCGUCUCCUUCUCGGCCUGGAUAACGCCGCGAUGACGUAACGCAUGACAGACACGACAGGCCACAUCAGGGUCGUCGCAUGAUGCAGAUGCAUCUGCACUGUCCUCUCUCUGAGCUGCAUCUCUCUUACCUUCUGAGGUCGGCCCUUUCGCCCAGCAACAAGUCCGAUCUGGUAAGCGUGGCUCGGUGAGACAUGAUGCUCUGCAGCGUCACACACCAACGAGAUCCAUGAAGAUGGUUCUGUCUCGCCACUCUCCUACCUUCUCAUGUCAGCGCUCUUUCUUGGUCGCUCAUCCACUGCAUCGUUAUUCGUUGAACGGGACUCUCACGGAUAUAAAAUGAAGGCAGCGAUAUACGGAAAGCACAGCGGGCACCAUCGGCGCCUCCCCCUCUCCCGGCAGGUCCUUCUGACCCAGGUCCACCAGCACCUUGGCCUCAUGCCGCAGCUUCUCUCUCACCAGCGCCAUCAGUUGGGGCGAUAGCGGGCCCCCCAGGCUCCUGAGGGGGGGGUGCCUUGAGCAUGUACGAGGGGCCCAGGGUACCCCGAGCCACCCCCCUGACGACGUGGUAGUUCUCGUUCAUGGCCGUGGCAUACUUGCCGUAGCUCACGAACGAGUCGAGGAAGGCCUUGCCGUCGGCAGACAUGAUGGCCGUCUCGUUGUCCGCUCUGGGGACGGUGUUGUGGUACUGCUGCUGCUGCCCUGGCGACGGUGGUGGUGGUGACGGCAGCUGCGGCCCUGGUGGCGGUGGGGGCGGACCGGCCUCCUUCGGCCUCUGCUCCUCCUUGACGUCCUCUGCCCUCUCCCUCUCCUCAUCUCCCUCCUGCUGCCUCUGGUCCACCUGCUGGGCUGCCAAGGUAGGGGCGGCUGCCGGCGGCUCGUGGCCGUCGGUCUCAGGGUGCCCCUCAUCGUCCCGUGCCCUCUCCUCCUGCUGCCGCUCGUGAAUCACCUCCUCGUCAAUCACCUCCGCCUCCUCUCUCCUCUCCCUCUCGUCUCCCUCCUGGUGGCUGGUGGCUGACGGGGCGCGGCAUCCGUCCUCCUCAAUCACCUCCGCCUCCUCCCUCCUCUCCGUAUCCCUUCCCUCUCCCGCCCUGGCCUUGGGCGCAGCCGGCACCGCUGGGGUGGCCAUCGAGAUGGCGGCGAUGUUGGGCCUGACGCGCACGGCGUCGUGUUGCGGUGCUGCUGAUGUCUGCGGGGCACGGUGGGGCGCCAUGGCGGCGGCGAGUGGAACAAAGCCCCAGCCAGGGGCAUGCGCGGCCGGGGCACCCGAUGCAGCGAUGGGAGGGGGAUGCUGGAAGGGCUGCUGCAUCAUGUGGGGCAGGGCCGGCAUGACUGGCGGCGCAUGCGCGCCGAUGGGCGCCGCUGUCACACCAUACGGGUCCUGCCGAGCCCGAAGGCAUACAAGGCCGACACACGUGUACGCCUCUGCAUAGACAGCCAGACAGGCACACAGACAGACAGACAGGCGAGCGCACACACAGACAAGUUCAGCAGCGAGCGCCUGCUUGUGUGUUAUGACUUCAGCCAUCUGGCCCUCCCUCAUGCGUACCGUCUUCGACGAGUCCCAUGCCCAGGGCGACGGUCUCCUCGGCCAGGGGAAGCGCCAGCAGGGUCUCAGGCAUCCUCUUGACUGGCGUGCAGUAGGGGCAUGGGAAUAGUAAUUCAGGGCACAU